This is a messenger RNA of Phalacrocorax carbo (great cormorant), 639 nucleotides long. Lineage: Eukaryota; Metazoa; Chordata; Aves; Suliformes; Phalacrocoracidae. The record is from RefSeq and is a predicted model, not a curated record.
AUGCCGGAGUCAGUAACUCAGAGCACGUUUCUGUCAACCACAAUGAUUUGCGAUCCUCUUGUGGCUUGGACAGUAUUAUAUGGAACAACUGGAGAUGACUAUACCACCUUGGAUCAUCAGAAAUGUAGAUUAUUAUUCUUUCUGGACAUCCAUCCAGAAUGCUAGAGUAAGUACAAUGUCUGUGAAUGGUUGCAGUUUUGCUGUGACAAACUAAAUACCAACUGCAUUUCCUUUUCCCACUUUACAAAUAUCAACAGCUUACACUUGUGCAACAUAACACAGGAAGAGUCCCUAGAUGCUGCAGACCCUUCUGGUAAAUACUUGCAUUACAUCUUACGGAAUUUCAGGAUGCACUCGAUUUCGUUUUUUACUGAUGCAGAAGAAACAAAGACAUGCCUUAAGGACUACCUGCAGAAUUCUUAUUUGCAGAAAGGUAUAAGAGACCUGCCCCUUUCUUCUGAAGAAAGUAAUACCACCCUGGACUCAGAAAACAGGGGAAAAGGCAUUUUUUUGAUUGUUAGAUCAGAAGCUCUGACAAAGAUGUGGGGACAAAGGAAGUAAAAUGACAGAACGACGUAUGAAAAAUUGAGCAGAACUCUCCAGUGGCUUGACAGGCAGCAGGACCCUUCAUUUAGUUGA